Molecule: messenger RNA, 1695 nt
Organism: Candida albicans SC5314
Lineage: Eukaryota; Fungi; Ascomycota; Pichiomycetes; Serinales; Debaryomycetaceae
Gene: MCD1
Product: kleisin alpha
Exons: 1
Coding region: 1-1695 (564 amino acids)
Biological process (GO): synaptonemal complex assembly; mitotic sister chromatid cohesion; replication-born double-strand break repair via sister chromatid exchange
Cellular component (GO): synaptonemal complex; cohesin complex
Molecular function (GO): chromatin binding; protein binding
Source: RefSeq, a predicted model, not a curated record
AUGAUUCCAGACUCAAUUAUAUCAAAACAAGGACCUUUGGGACACGUCUGGUUAGCGGCAAACUAUGACAAAAAGUUAACAAAACAACAAUUAAUGAACACAAGUAUUGUCAAAUCAACAGAAUACAUAGCCAAUCAUCCAGUAAUCACAAAUGUGUCUGUAUCCCAAGAACUACCAAGUGACUUAGACUCGACCAAUACAAUAACGCUUCGAUUAUCUGGUCAACUUUUAUUGGGGAUUGUGAGAAUAUACUCUAGAAAGACCAAAUAUUUAUUAGACGACGUCAAUGAUAUAUUAUACAAAUUAAAAGCUUCUUUCAAGUUAUCAAGUGGGGUCAAUUUGGGAUCUGAUAAUAUUUCCAAUCAAGUCAAUUUACCUCCUGAACAAACCAUUUUACAAAAUUUAAAUAGUAUUAUAUUGAAGGACCAAGUUACCUCAGCCAAUUUGUUACAGCAAGAUGAUCUUGAUUUAUCUGACAUACACGGCACCCUGACAGGAUCAGGAUUAGAUGGCAUGCUAAAUCACAAUGCUAGCCAAAGUAGUAGCGAAUAUUCAGAAUAUGAUAACUCAAUUGAAUUUCCUAGAUAUGAGGAAGAAGCUGCGGCCCCUGGCCAUACUGAAGACUUUGAAUUAGACUUUGACUUGAAUUUGGAUGACGAUAACUCAAUAGAGUACGGCCGUGAUGCAUCAGUAUCCAUCAACGAUAGGGAAAUAUCUAUAAUCUCCGAUGUACACAAAGAGCGAACUACCGGAGACAUAUUUGAUCUAAAUUUUGGACAGCCAUUAGAUGAUUUAAAUGAUGACGAGGCCGAGAAUGAAGAGGACAGACAAUUGCCUUCAAACUCAGAACACCAAGAAAGAUCAGCUGAAUCAGAUCUACAACCACGUCGUGUUAGACAGAAAAGGACCAGAAUCACUGAAGAUGGACAAAUUAUCACUAACAACAGAAAACUUGUUGUUGAUUCAGAAGAGGCAAUGGAAGGUUUGGCCAUUCAACAGUUAAAGGACAAUCAGGAAAAGAUCUUACUGGGGCAAGAUUCGGCUCCGUAUAUAAGCUUGAAUUUAUCCGAUUUUGAAAAAUUAAAGUUGAUUGAAGAGUUGGCUGUUCCAGUAGCAACUAAAAAACGGAAGCUUUGGAACUUGAAUGCAGAAUUACAAUACAGAUGUGCAGAAUUGGCUCUCCAAGAGCAGCAGCAGCACCAACAGUACGAAGAGAACAAUCAACAAAACGAUUUCCAUUUAGAUCAAAGUUUUGAUAAUGACUCGAUGGACUUUGAUUUGUCAUUACCUGAUUUUGAUGACCAACAUUCUGAUAAUUUCAGUGAUGCUGGUAUUUUAGACGAUGAAGUUGACGAAGAAGAUGAUACUAAUUACACACACACGGCAAGAGUCACGGAACAAAUUGGACAAGAGUUGAUUGAACUAUUCAAAUCAUCUAAUACUGUUGAAUUUGAAAAGUUGAUUGAGACAGAUUCAGAAAUACAUCACAGAAAUCCUGAUAAAUUGCCGUUAGGAGUUGUCAGCAAAAACAAGGAUCGCAUCAAUUCUAGAAAGGAAGCUACUAAAUGCUUUUUUGAAUUAUUAGUUCUAGCAACUAAUAAUUGCAUUUCUUUAGGUCAAAUCCCACAAGAAACAACAAUUGCUGGAGAUAUCAGCAUCACUUCAAGAGACAGAUUAUUUAGUCAGUUUGUAUAG